Drosophila mauritiana is the source of this 1016-nucleotide messenger RNA. Its product is annotated as probable palmitoyltransferase ZDHHC24. The record is from RefSeq and is a predicted model, not a curated record. NCBI's taxonomy places the organism in Eukaryota, Metazoa, Arthropoda, Insecta, Diptera, Drosophilidae. The coding region runs from base 54 to 962 and encodes 302 amino acids. Gene Ontology annotation, molecular function: palmitoyltransferase activity. The transcript has a single exon.
UUAGGUUACAAUAAUUUAUUUGAUAAAUUUAACAAUUGCUCUGUCAUUUAUAAAUGCUUCGAUUUCGAGUUUUAUUAAGAACUGCUUGCGGUUGGAGUCAAAGAAUGUGUUUUCGAACCGAGGAAGGGUUUCAUCGUUACUUUCAACUGCAUCGCAUAAAAGUUAUGGGCCUAUUUCAUUCUUUCUGUGCAAUAUUUUUACUAUGUCUGAUUGGAUUUAUGUUUGUCUACGAAUUAUGUUAUGUUUUGCCGCAAAUAACUGAUCCCCAUGGUAUAUGGCACAAAUUGGGCUGGUUUAUGGGAAUCUAUACAGUCCUUAAUGUAUUGGGCAACUGGUGCCUCGGCUUUAUGACCAAUACCUCAGUCGAUGGUUUACUUCUGGAAAGACAGUAUCCCGUGGCAGGUGAGGCUCACCUGUGGCACUACUGCUCCACAUGCCAAAAGCUGGUGCCACCGAGAUCCUGGCACUGCAGAUUGUGCAACAUUUGCAUUCUGAAGCGGGAUCACCACUGCACCUUCUUUGCCAGUUGCAUUGGCCAUACAAAUCAGAGGUAUUUUCUCGCCUUCUUGUUUCACCUGAGCUUUGGCAGCGGACAGGCGCUCGUCUACAAUGGCAUUUUGAAUUGGACAAACAAGGCCUUUUUGGUCACCGAUCCUUUGUUGCUAAUAUCCCAGGAUACAACCCAAGAUGCUGAUUUUAACUGGAAGUACACCAUCGCCAACCUUUUCAAACUGAAUUUGUUUCUUUUUGUGGCCCCGCUCUUCAUGUUCGUCUUUCAAAUGGUAAUGGUAUAUCGGAACAGUACAUGCUAUAAGAUGCUAGAUCGCAGCUAUGACGUUGGUUGGAGAAGAAAUUUUGAUAUGGUCCUGGGAAAACGACGUUUCUGGAUUUUCUUCUUGCCAACGAUCGCAAGUCCUCUUCCUACCGAUGGCACUCAGUGGCUCCAGAAGCAGACAGUAUAAAUUGUGUUUGUAAAAACUAUGAAUAUAGGAGAGCGAAUAAAUUCUAUUAUAAUA